CCGACGUUGGACUUGACUCACAGGCACAAUGGAGCAGCCGGAACUCAACCAUCUCUAUCAUCAGCCUGGCUGAACAAAACGGCGUCUUGGGGUAUCCUCGCCGGAUAUUGCAGUAAAAUUAUCGGGGCUAUGAGAUCAGCUUGGUCUCUCGCACUUGAAUCCAUCUGUUAAUGACCCGCCUUAUACCUCGGACAAAUUUCCCAUGAGCGAGGAAUCAUCCCUUCCAGCCACCAAUGGGCAUGCGCCCGAGUGGACGCCAGACUCCUGGAGAUCGAAGCCGAUCAAGCAGUGCCCCGAAUACCCAGACCAGGCAGGCCUCGCCAAGGCUGUGUCCGCACUGAAGCGCCUGCCGCCCAUCGUGCACCCGCGCGAGAUCAUCCAGCUCAAGCAGCACCUCCGCGAUGUGGCCCAGGGCAAGGCCUUCGUGCUCCAAGGCGGCGACUGCGCGGAGCUCUUCGACUACUGCGAACAAAAUGCAAUCGAAUCCAAGAUUAAACUGCUCCUCCAGAUGAGCUUGGUGCUCAUCUGGGGCGCCAACAAGCGGGUCGUGCGCAUCGGCCGCAUGGCUGGCCAAUAUGCGAAGCCGCGCUCCAGUCCCAUGGAGACCAUCAACGGCCGGCAGCUGCCGUCUUUCCGUGGCGAUAUUCUGAACGGCUUCCACCCUGAUGAACGGGACCUCGACCCCAACAGGCUAGUCAGGGCUUAUCACCACUCCUCAGCAACGCUGAACUAUGUCAGAGCUGCCAUCUCGUCUGGCAUUGCCGAUAUAAGCCGCCCCCUUGACUGGGGACUCGGCCACGUGCGCGACCCAGUGCUCAAGGCUAAGUACCAAAAGGCCGUCGACUUCCUCAAGGACAUGCGGAGUUUCAUGCACACCAUCGGCGCCGAGAACGAGAAAUUCCACACGGUUGAUCUGUUCACCAGCCACGAGGGGCUACUCCUAGAGUACGAGGAGAGCCUUACCCGCCUGCUUGACGACCCGACCUCGCCCCCCUCCCAGCCCCACAAGGCGUACUACGACACGUCCGCCCACUUCCUCUGGAUCGGCGACCGCACGCGGCAGCUCGACCACGCGCACGUGGAGUUCUUCCGGGGCGUCGCCAACCCGCUAGGCGUCAAGGUCGGCCCGACGACGCCCGCGUCCGACCUGCUCGCGCUGCUGCGCACGCUCAACCCGGCGCGGGAACCGGGCAAGAUCACGCUCAUCACGCGCUACGGCGCCGACAAGGUGGGCGCGCUGCUGCCGGCGCACAUCCGCGCCGUCGAGGACAGCGAGUACGCGCGCACGGUGGUGUGGCAGUGCGACCCGAUGCACGGCAACACGCAGUCGGUCAACGGCGGCAUCAAGACGCGCCGGUUCAGCGACAUCUUCAGCGAGCUGCAGCAGACGCUGCGCAUUCACAAGGAGCAGGGCAGCUAUCUGGGCGGCGUGCACCUCGAGCUGACGGGCGAUGCGGUGACCGAGUGCCUGGGCGGGAGCGAGGGCCUGGACGAGGAUGAUUUGUCGACCAACUACACCAGCUUCUGCGAUCCUCGGCUUAACGAGAAGCAAGCGUUGGAGCUGGCGUUCUUGAUUGCUGAUCACUACAGGAGUGAGAGGCGGGACGAGGACGAGUCGGCUUGACAUGUGUUCAGGACGGACUGCAUAUGUUCGGAGCAAUGGCAGAAAAAAAUUGGUGUCAGAUUAGGAGAAAUAAACACGCUAGAUCCAAGUG
This is a messenger RNA of Thermothielavioides terrestris NRRL 8126, 1715 nucleotides long. RefSeq lists its product as uncharacterized. Bases 203 to 1624 code for a protein of 473 amino acids. Lineage: Eukaryota; Fungi; Ascomycota; Sordariomycetes; Sordariales; Chaetomiaceae. The transcript is spliced from 2 exons. Gene Ontology annotation, biological process: aromatic amino acid biosynthetic process. Gene Ontology annotation, molecular function: 3-deoxy-7-phosphoheptulonate synthase activity. The record is from RefSeq and is a predicted model, not a curated record.